Notothenia coriiceps (black rockcod) is the source of this 1873-nucleotide messenger RNA. RefSeq names its product neurofilament medium polypeptide. The record is from RefSeq and is a predicted model, not a curated record. Bases 207 to 926 code for a protein of 239 amino acids. NCBI's taxonomy places the organism in Eukaryota, Metazoa, Chordata, Actinopteri, Perciformes, Nototheniidae. The transcript has 4 exons.
UUUUCUAGUAACAGCUGAGACACAGCGGAGCUCUCACACAGCACACGUUUAUAUCCAAUCAAAGAGCGCAGGUGAGUCAGCCUCCUCCACUCACUGACUUUAAUUCUGCCCACAAAGAGAGCUAUCACCUGGGCGACACGGAGAGCAGACACCCAUCCCCACCGACAAACAGCUCUCUCCAAGAAGUCUCUCAGCUGCCGUGAAACAUGAAGGUGAUAAUCCUGCUACCUGUGACAAUAGCCUUGUCUGUGGCCUUGUUGGGCUUCACGAAAAUACGGAAAAGGGAGCACGACAGAGAGGAAAAACAGAGCAAGUUUCAGGAUGUCAAGCUGAGGGUGACCAACGAAAUGCUGCAAGAGUAUCAGAGCGAAGUGACCGAGGCGAAAGACUACAUGGAGACGACCACAGCUGACCUGAAAGCCCUCACGGAAGAAAUUAAAACGCUCCAGUCCAACGCAGAUAAGGCGAAGAAUGAAGCGGACACCUGCAAUGGAGAAAAGAAAAUGGUGGCAGAUCAGCUGGUGUCAGUCGAGACGCUAUUAAAAAAUCUCAAAGCUGAGCUCAAUACGAUGCAGACCGGAUGGACAGCCGAGGUGGAAACACUCAAACAGCAAUUAGCAGCGAGGAGCGCAGUGUGUGACUUUUUGAAAGCAGGAUCAGCAGAUGCAAGCAAACUGUGUGGCGAGGAACCAAAGGCAGAGGUCCCUAAACCAGAAGAACCAAAAGCAGAGGCCCCUAAACCAGAGGGACCAAAAGCAGAGGCCCCUAAACCAGAGGAACCAAAAGCAGAGGCCCCUAAACCAGAAGAACCAAAAGCAGAGGCCCCUAAACCAGAGGAACCAAAAGCAGAGGCCCCUAAACCAGAGGAACCAAAAGCAGAGGCCCCUAAACCAGAUGAACCAAAGGCGGUUGCCCCUAAACAAUAAGAAGCUAAACCUGUUUUUCCACUCACUCCACUCACUCAUUAUCUCUAUAAGAAAACCAAAUCUGUUCUUGAUACGUUUCCACGAGGUUUUGUUAUGAACACAUCACCACUGUGCAUAUUUCAGCCCUUGUGCUUAAGGAUAGUUAUUAACACUGCUCAAACACACAACAGUCAGGGUAUGGGUAAUGCUUCACUAAACUGUAUCCUGGUUGCACAGGUUUAAUGUUUAAUGUUGGCAAACUGUGUGGCUGAGACAUACGAGACACAGUAAGUAGAAAUAAUAAGUUGACCACAUCCCAUGGUGCGGCCAAGUGUCCUUUUUUCAUUGAAAACAUGCAGGUUUACUUAAUUAUCAGCCACAAAGCAGCCAUUCCUCCUUUUCAAAACCCAAUCGAUUUUUUAAAAUAUAUAUUUAUAUGCGCUUAAAACAAUAUGUAAUUAUACAUCUAUAUUUAUUAUGCGAUUCGACUGCAUGUAAAUAGGGGUUGAUGGGAAAUGCAAAAGAACCAGGAAAAAGGUCUGUUUUUAUUAGCACUGUUUCAACGCUGUACUUUGUUAUGUUUAUUUUGCUUCUGUAAAUGAUUAUUUUUUCUGUUAAGUUUUUUCUCCCUCUGUUAGAUAACUCCUUCAUGUACAAUGUUGAAAACACAGAAAUAGGUAUUGAAUAAUCGUUGUUAACCUUGUCUGCCUCUCUGUCUUUUGAGUGACCCUGCCUCAGGGUGUGUAUGUGUGUGUGUGUGUGUGUGUGUGUGACAGAGGGAGAGAAAGAGGGCGAGACCAAAGCACCGACCAAUCAGAGAACACACAGCCUCGGUCCGUCUCUCUCUAUAAGCUUCACUCUGUUAGCCUGAUGAAGCUCUGGAUGUGCACUCUGUGGUCUCGCUUCAAGCUUCAUCAUGUAUUUCUGUUAGAGAUUUUAAUAAAAUGUUCUGCCUAAACUGUUGUUUA